Molecule: messenger RNA, 2023 nt
Organism: Solanum dulcamara
Lineage: Eukaryota; Viridiplantae; Streptophyta; Magnoliopsida; Solanales; Solanaceae
Exons: 4
Coding region: 379-1671 (430 amino acids)
Biological process (GO): mRNA splicing, via spliceosome
Cellular component (GO): U2-type spliceosomal complex
Molecular function (GO): RNA binding
Source: RefSeq, a predicted model, not a curated record
UAAUUAGGAUUUACCUGGGUAUAAAAUAGGGCGUAAAAUCUUUCUUCAACAUCACUUCGAUUCGGAGUGUACCCGACCGCCAUUAUCGAGUGACUCUAUUCCUAACGCCAAUCGCCGGCGAUUUCAUCAUCUCCGUCGAUUCUAAGUCGGUUUAGGGUUCCUUUGUGGAAGGAGUAGGGUUUAUAUUCAAGAGGGCGAGAACUAAGGUUUACAAUUUUCUAUACCAGCUUCGCAGCUCAGAAAGGUCUUCAUUUUCAUGACUUGCAAGUUCCUUUCAAGGGAGAUCAUAUCUUUGGGUUCAGAGGCUUGAAGCAUAUAAAGCGUCGACAGUUUCAUUUACAUACCAUUUUCUUCAAGGGGGUUCUUUCUCUUAUAAAAAUGUCUGUAACAGCUGGUGUAAGUGAUGCAAUUAUUGCAAUUAGGGAAAAGCUCAGGGGUAAAAUUGGCCAAACAAAAGUGAAAAGAUAUUGGCCUGGUAAAGCUCCUGAAUGGGCAGAUGAACCGGAAAAAGAUGAGGAUAUUAGGAUGAACAGGGAAGCAGCACUUGAGAAAGCCUUUCCCAGCCAGGGUAGUUCAGACAUUGCAAGAAAAGAUGAUGCAAGGCUGCGUCGACUGGCAGAGAGUAGAGUUGAUAAUCGCGAGGAAAUCAGAGCAGAUCAUCGACGCAUCCGCCAAGCGGAGAUUGUUUCAACCAUAGAAGAGGAAAAUAGAAGACUAGAAAGAAUGGAAUUUGAGGAGGAUGAUGAAGAUGCCUUGGAUGAAAGGAGGAGGAGAAUCAGGGAAAAAAAUCUGCAGAGGCAACAAGAAGAAGCUCUGCCGGAGGAAGAAGAAGAGGAGGCAGAGGAAGAGGAGGAAGAGGAAUCAGAAUAUGAGACUGAAUCAGAGGAAGAGACCACAGGGAUAGCAAUGGUGAAACCAGUUUUUGUUCCAAAAUCUGAGAGAGACACCAUAGAUGAGCGUGAGAAGCGUGAGGCAGAGGAACGAGCUCUCGAGGAGUUAGUGAAGAAGAGGUUAGAGGAGAGAAAACUUGAAACAAAGCAAAUAGUAGUCGAGAAGAUACGAGAGGAAGAAAUAAUUCAGAAAAAUUUGGAGCUGGAAGCUAAUAUUGCUGAUGUAGAUACUGAUGAUGAGGUGAAUGAGGCUGAAGAAUACGAAGCUUGGAAGUCCAGAGAAAUUGCCAGGAUCAAGAGGGAGAGGGAGGACAGGGAGGCUAGUAAGAAGGAGAGGGAAGAAAUAGAGAGAGUAAGAAAUAUGACGGAAGAAGAGAGGAAGGAGUGGGAAAGGAGAAACCCGAAACCUGCCCCACCACCCAAGCAGAAGUGGAAGUUUAUGCAGAAAUACUACCACAAGGGUGCUUUCUUCCAGUCAGAUGCUGAUGACAUAGCUGGAACUUCUGGUGCUGGUGGUAUAUUCCAUCGUGAUUUCUCUGCACCAACAGGGGAGGAUAAGUUAGAUAAAUCCAUACUACCAAAAGUCAUGCAGGUUAAACACUUUGGUCGCAGUGGAAGGACAAAAUGGACACAUCUUGUCAAUGAGGACACAACUGAUUGGAACAACCCGUGGACAUACAAUGACUCUCUUCGGGCCAAGUACAAUACGAAAAUGGCUGCUGUUAAUGCUCCUAUUGCAAAGCCUAAGGGUAAGAAAUUGAAGGAUUGGGAGACCCGGUGAAGCCGUAUGUAGUCUGGUUCUUGCUUGUGCUCAUGGUUUAGCUCUCAGAUUGUUUGAAGCACUGUGCUGACUUUCUGUUUUGCUCGUUGCAUUCAAAUGUCAUCUUUAGCUCUUGUGCGAAGUUAUAUGAAUGGCAGAGAAGCACAUUGUGAUAGCAAUUUCAGAAUCCUAAUUGUCUCCUUAUUGAAAAAUUCAUGCAUUACGGCAUAGAUUGUAUUUCUCUUUUUUAAUUAUUCAUACUAAAAGCAUGAACGGAACUUGUUCCUCAGUAUCGUUCACUUUGCUCAAUUAAAAUCACGACUAAAACUUGUGUAACCAUCAAUUUGUGAUGCUUAGUGUUCAUUUCUUGCUA